Molecule: messenger RNA, 1438 nt
Organism: Chrysochloris asiatica (Cape golden mole)
Lineage: Eukaryota; Metazoa; Chordata; Mammalia; Afrosoricida; Chrysochloridae
Gene: VWC2
Product: von Willebrand factor C domain containing 2
Exons: 3
Coding region: 114-1082 (322 amino acids)
Biological process (GO): negative regulation of BMP signaling pathway
Cellular component (GO): AMPA glutamate receptor complex
Molecular function (GO): protein binding
Source: RefSeq, a predicted model, not a curated record
GGACGGCGGCUCCCGGCUGGCGGCGGCGCGUUCCCGGGUUGUGAAUGCGACUCGCCCCUCCGCGGCGCUAUCCGCCCGCCGGGACGUGGUAGGGGCUGCCCAGUUCCAAGGCGAUGGCAGUUGGCGCGCUCUCCAGUUCCCUCCUGGUCACCUGCUGCCUGAUGGUGGCUCUGUGCAGUCCGAGCAUCCCUGUGGAAAAGCUGGCCCAGGCGCCUGAGCAGCCGGGUCAAGAGAAGCGAGAGCACACGUCUCGGGACAGCCCGGGGCGAGUGAACGAGCUCGGGCGCCCAGCGAAGGAGGAGGGCAGCAGUAGCCGGGACUGGAAGAGCAAGGGCGGCCGCGGGCUCGCCGGCAGGGAGGCGUGGAGCAAGCAGAAGCAGGCCUGGGCCACCCAGGGCGGGCGCGCCAAGGCGGGGGACCUGCAGGUCCAGUCCCGCGGGGACACUCCGCAGGUGGAGCCCCCAGUCUCCGCAGCUGCCGUCGCUCAGGACGCGGCGGGCCCGGAACUCGCACCUACGCCUGAGCCACCCGAGGAAUACGCGUACCCGGAUUACCGCGGCAAGGGCUGCGUGGACGAAAGCGGCUUCGUGUACGCGAUCGGGGAGAAGUUCGCUCCCGGGCCCUCGGCCUGCCCAUGCUUGUGCACCGAGGAGGGGCCCUUGUGCGCGCAGCCCGAAUGUCCACGGCUGCACCCUCGUUGCAUCCACGUCGACACAAGCCAGUGCUGCCCGCAGUGUAAGGAGAGGAAGAACUACUGUGAGUUCCGGGGCAAGACCUACCAGACUCUGGAGGAGUUCGUGGUGUCUCCCUGCGAGCGGUGCCGCUGUGAAGCCAGUGGAGAAGUACUGUGCACAGUGUCUGCGUGUCCUCAGACAGAGUGUGUGGACCCCGUGUAUGAACCUAACCAGUGUUGUCCCAUCUGCAAAAACGGUCCUAACUGCUUUGCAGAAACUGCUGUUAUCCCAGCUGGAAGGGAAGUGAAGACCGAUGACUGCACGAUUUGUCACUGCACUUAUGAAGAGGGCACGUGGCGGAUUGAAAGGCAAGCCAUGUGCACAAGACACGAAUGCAAGCAAAUGUAGACUAUUUACAACAUAAAAACUGAAGUUUUUCUAGGAUAUUUUACUGAAGUGAACAUUCUUGAUGACCCCGGCAAAUAAAAAAUCAAAAGGAGACUUUUGAUGAGGAAUGACGAAAAAUUGUUGAUACUUUUGCUUCUCUUGGUAAUAACUACUGCAAGAAAUGCAAGGAAUAUAUUUCCAAACAUCAACAAGAACUUUGGGCAUAAAACCCCUCUUUACAUAAAUGUGCUAUUUUCACAGUAAGUACAAUAAAGUACACUAUUAUAUAUUAAAUGUAUUUCUAUAAUCCCUCCAUUAGAGAGCUUAUAUAAAUGUUUUCUAUAGAUACAGAUUAAAAAUGCUGUGUUGUCAACUGU